Molecule: messenger RNA, 2240 nt
Organism: Scatophagus argus
Lineage: Eukaryota; Metazoa; Chordata; Actinopteri; Scatophagidae
Exons: 5
Coding region: 1478-2110 (210 amino acids)
Source: RefSeq, a predicted model, not a curated record
AAGUGGCAUUUCUGAGAGAAGCCAAAUAGCAGUUAAACUCGAAAAAGAUGAAGUUUGGCAAGGCCUAAAUUAGGCUGAGGGGCAAUUGCUGACAGGAACUGAAGUCAGUUGCAGUGUAAGAAUUGAAAAUAGCUGGUAUGUCAUUUGAAUGCUGAGUGAAGAAAGAAACAUGAUGUGUCAGUAAAAGUCAAAGUCCUUAAAGUCAGUUCAGGUGUUAAGAGUACAAACUGAAAAGGGUGAGUCAGUUGUAGUGUAGCUACUCUGACGAGCAAGCACUUAAAUAAACAAAAAAAACCCCAUAGGCCUAUUAUUUGGGGUGUAAUGUAAUAUAGUAGUUUUAAUUAUGACCGACUUACCAUUCCAUUGCUUUAUUUCUAUAGGAAAAAAGUUAAAUAAAUAAGUAUAAAAGAUAUUCAAAUUUUAAGAGCUACACAUCAGCUAUGAAUGUAUAAAUAUUUGAAAUUUGAACUAAGUUUGUCAAAACUGUCACAACAUAUAGCUAUCAAACACAAGAUUUAAAGUAUUUAUAAAAUGGUGUUUGUUGUUUUUGUGGGAUUUAAAUGGGUACUUAAAACAUCAGUAACAUUUUUUAAAGAUAUGAAUCUUAUCUUUUAUCUUGUUAUGAGUUGAGUCGCUGUACACAGAGGGAUGUAAUUCAAAAUAACUCACUCCGCUGAAAAUAUGCAGGCACGAAACUAAAAGUGUGUGACAGACAAGGGAAAAAUGAUGCACACAGCACACAUAGACCACAGAAUAUAUUAUGAAUGAAAAGUUUGCAGGAACAUAGUCACCACAGAAUACCUUAAAAUGCAUUACAUGAAGUGAUUUCUGUAAAGGUAUACUGGUACACUUACAAUGUUCCCUGCUGAAAAGUUACAUGCUAAAACAGGCCCUCUAAUGUGAGGGAAAUAAAUUUGGGAUUUUGCCAGCUGAACACCGAGAGGCACAGCGCAUUGCUGAGCGCUGGCCAAAUGCUCCAGGGCAACCACUGGAAAAGACAACAUGUUUUCUCCAUGGUGUGGUGUGUGCGAUUCAACACAAUCGCCAUCAAAUGUAUUUUACAAUUCCAAUACAUGCUACUGCACACUCAACUUGAGUUGCAGAUGACAAGACAUGACAUUGCUAAGCACUUCAGGCAGCGUCAGCUUUGUUUUAUAUGUGCUCCACAAUUAAAUCAGGUCUCCUUCAAAACUCUGGGCACUGGACCUUUUUCCCUAUCCAUCCAGGCAGCCGCUGCAAAGCUUCAGCGCUCUGUUGGUGGCCCACUUGCUUUAUUGUCUCAGUUGGUAACUACUGUAUCUGUCACUCACCGGAGAAGAAUAGAACACCAUGACUACUGCAGUAAACAAGCUUUAAGAAGCUCUGUAUGUAGCCUUAUAACACACGUACACACAACACAAAGAAAUGUAGACUGUAUAGGGAAACACAGCAGAACUCUACCAGAUCUUGUGUUUUUCUACAUGUAAGUGUUUGUUGAAUGACCAGACAUCAAAGAUUGAGAGCUGCUGGUGAUCCAAGUGAACCAACAGACAAAAUGUUCAUCAAAAAUGCCAGCUUACAACACCCUGCUCGCUACCAUGAAUUACUCCUGCCGAGUCGACCCUACAGGGGGGAACCACCAACAGUGGCAGGAUUUCUCCUCUACCCGGACACUCCUGCUAAGAUGGAAACCACAUCUCGAGAGGCUUUCUGCUUUAGACCCGUCCCACAACGAAACAGAGGCAAAGGAAACCAUGUCGCCCAGAACACACAGCAGGAGUCCCACCGUUCUCAUCUCACAUCCUCGAGACAAACAGGAGGAGGAAACAGCAGUAGGGACAGAGAACGAGGGGAGGAUGAGCAGGAAGGCAACCAGGUUCAGAUGGGGCCGACAGGAGUGAAAAAUGAACACAGUGCAACAGAGAUGCUGUCUCAGUAUCAGAAAGAUUUCCCUCCUCCAUCUUCCUGCCGCAGGAGGCGAACGCCUGCACUCCCGCAGCCAGACAACAUCGGCAUCAACCCUGCCUUCAGGAUUGAGUUCAGCACGGUUCAAAGGGAGGCCUACCCUGGCUGGCCCAUCAUGAAUCUGAGAGCAGCCUCAUCCGGACAACCAAACAUGACUUCUGAGUGAUGGUCUGUUCAUAAGAAAUCAGAUUGCGUGUGCACUUCCCAGCAAACAGCUCAUGUUCAUAAUGUUUACACAACAUAGCAAAUGUCUCAGUCCAUCAUAUGGCAAAUAAACAUGAUUUAAUAAACUAAAG